Messenger RNA from Peromyscus maniculatus bairdii (prairie deer mouse), 1746 nucleotides. The record is from RefSeq and is a predicted model, not a curated record. NCBI's taxonomy places the organism in Eukaryota, Metazoa, Chordata, Mammalia, Rodentia, Cricetidae.
AUGGAGGUCCUCGUGGACCCUUGCCCUCUAGCUGUGGACCUCCUGACAGUUACCCCCAAACUGAAGAUCACCACUGAGCCCCCAGAGAUUCGUGAUCAUGCUCCUCAAAGAGUGAACCUGACUUGCCAUGUCAACCACUUCUACCCCCAAAACGUGCAACUCACCUGGGCUAAGAAUGGGUACAACAUCCUGACUCCUGGGCUCUCUCAGGCCACAAGAAACUCUGAUGGGACAUACUCUCUAAAGCACACAUUGCAGGUAGAAGCCAUAUCGGAUGGGAGCAUCUUUAGCUGCUUGAUGUACCAGUAUGAUGAGCAUCCACAGAGCAUCAGCAUCACCCUGGGAGCACAGGCCUCCAGUAAGGGCAGAGUUUUAGUUUUUGUAGUUGGGAAUUCUUUCAUCUCUCUGAAGGGUCCAGAACAGAGGACAGCCACUUCAAAUUCAGUGCCUUUUAACUGCACCGCGGGCCCUUUCAGCUCUCAGAACCUCAGUGUUAACUGGUUAAAGGACAACAAUGAACUUCCAGCCUCAGCCCCACAGCGGCUGCCUAUCAGCAAAGACGUUUACUCUGUCACAAGCAAGGCAUGGGUGGCAUUGGCCAAACAAGAUAUCUUUUCUCAGAUCACCUGUGAAGUCACCCAUGCGGAACUCGAUGAGCCCCUAAAAAUGACCAUCAAUAUUUCUCAAGUGCUCCUAGUUAUCCCCACACUGAAGAUCACCAUGGUCCGUGAUCAUGCUCAUCAAAGAGUGAACCUGACUUGCCAUGUAAACCACUUCUACCCCCAAAACUUGCAACUCACCUGGACUAAGAAUAACAACAAGAUCCUGACUCCUGAGCUCCCUCAAGCCACCAGAAACGCUGAUGGGACUUACUCUCUAAAGCACACCUUGCAAGAAGAUGACAAAUCGGAUGAGAGCACCUUUAGCUGCUGGGUGUUCCAGUAUGACCAGGUUCCACUGUGGGUCAACAUCACCUUGGGAGCACAGGCCUCCCAUAAGAACAAAGGAAGGAAGGACUACUCUAACCACCUUGAAGGCCCCCUGCAUCGGUUUUCAGCUGGCACAAGCAUCCAAUUGAAGUACGCCUGCUCUGAAUUGCCCACACGUCAGGUUACCGUGACCUGGCUCAAAAACAACCAUAGCUCUCUCCAGACACAGACCAAUGUCUUCUCCAGUGGAAAUACCUACAAUGUGACUAGCAGUGUGCUUGUCCCCCUGGAGAGUGAUGACAUACUAUCUUCAGUUCUCUGUCGGGUUGAGCACAAGUUAUCAGUGAUUUUCCUGAAGGUCAUCAACUUGGACCAGUACCUCCGUGUUCCUCCUACAGUGAGAGUGUCCCAGUCUUCAACUGUCUCUGGUGUGGUUGUUACUUGCCAUGUGGAGAGAUUCUAUCCACAGGAUGUGUAUCUCACCUGGCUAGAGGAUUGCCAUGUGCUCAGAAGAUUGGAGCAGCCUACACCUAAGAGGAAUAAGGAUGGGUCCUACACUCUGGAAAUCUCGAAGCCAAUAAACACAUCAGUGCAGAGGCCUGAUCGAGUACUCACUUGCAAGGUAGAACAUGAGGCCCAGCCUCCCAUCCAGGCCAGCAUCAUAUUGUCUACAGCAUCCUAUACCACAUCCAAAGCCAUUGGGAUCCUAAGUUCAGAGAAAUAUAUCCAUAUUUUUGUGGCUUCCCUCCUGUGCCUCAAGGGACUUCUGGUGCUGAUUGAGCUCCAAUGGAGAGAAGAUGCAAGGACCUGCUGGUGA